Messenger RNA from Lagopus muta (rock ptarmigan), 2827 nucleotides. It is a transcript of the gene TRAPPC12, whose product is annotated as trafficking protein particle complex subunit 12. Gene Ontology annotation, cellular component: Golgi apparatus; TRAPP complex. The record is from RefSeq and is a predicted model, not a curated record. Gene Ontology annotation, molecular function: protein binding. Lineage: Eukaryota; Metazoa; Chordata; Aves; Galliformes; Phasianidae. The transcript is spliced from 12 exons. The coding region runs from base 1 to 2598 and encodes 865 amino acids.
AUGUCGGCACGCAACGCCCGCCUCUCCCCGCCGCUUCUUUCUGGCCCUCGGCGCUGCCCGUCGGCCGCUUCCUGGAGCGGACCCGGCGCAGCCGCACUGCCGCCCGGCGCAGGCGCAGUGGGGAAAGGCAGCGGAGGCGGCGGCGGGCUAAGGGAGCCGGGCUGGACGGUGAGACGGCCGUGGGGCGCGGGCCUGCAGGAGGACGCAGACGCCGAGGAGGAGGCUGCCAUGGAGAAUAGUGUGAGCAAUGCUAAGGAUGCUCGGAGCGCCUUGGAUGAAGAGGACAGAGGAAAUACAACUCAGCAGAAAACUCAGGAAGAAAUCCUCUUUCACGAGGAAACCAUUGAUCUUGGUGGUGAUGAGUCUGAAGGGAAUGAAACGGUAUCAGAAGAUUCAAAUAACUUUAUAGAUAAGCUUAAUGAACAAAUGAUGGAGAGUGUCAUUAUUUCAGACUCUCCAAACAACAGUGAAGAUGACACCGGUGAACUUGGUUGUCUGCAGGAGAUUGUAGAGCAAAUGGAAGCGAAGGAUAACCAAAAUACUCAAGCAGAAGUGGGUAAAGAAGAGCUUUUAAGUAAUGAGAGUGAAACUGAACAUGAAGAGACGCCCAAAGAUAUCUCUGAGAUUGGAACUGAUGAUCAGGCAUCUUUAAAGGAAGAGUCAAUUCAGGAAACAGAGAAAGAUGAACCAAAGUUGGGAAACAACAUUCCCGUUGAAGCAAAGCCAAAUGGUAUUGAUGAAAGCAAACCAGAUGACCAGAUAUCAUCACCCAGUACUAGCAGCAGACCAUCUGCUGAGGCUGAGCCUAUCCCUGUGUGUACUAUUUUCAGCCAAGCAAACAAUGCUAACGCUCAGCCACAGUUGUUCCUGCCUGAUGGCUUCGAGCCUCAGAUGGUGAAAUCUCCUAGUUUCAGUAGUAUCAUUGAGACUCCAGUGAAGUCUAAUACACAGGUGGUUCAGCCCAGUCCUAGUCUAAGCAAGUUCUUUGGUGAUACUGUUAACACUAAUACUUUAGCUUCAGAUUUUUUUGACUCAUUUACUACAUCCAAUUUUAUUUCUGUCAGUAAUCCCAAUGCGAGCUCUUCAGUUCCAGAACAGAUGUCCUCUCUGUCAAAUGGUGGAGAAAGUUCCUGUGCUCAGACCAACCCUACUUUCUCUGUAGGAAAUGGGAGACCUGAAGGAAGUGGUCCUCAAGCAUCCCUAGAAACAACGCAGUCCCCCAAACCAUUCUCACAAAUCCAGGCUGUAUUUGCUGGGAGUGAUGACCCAUUUGCCACAGCCUUAAAUAUGAGUGAACUAGACAGAAGAAAUGAUGCAUGGCUUCCCAGUGAGGAAACCAGAAAUGUUCUCAUCUCAGUUGCCACACAACAAUACAGUACUGUAUUCAUAGACAAAGAGAAUCUCACCAUGCCUGGAUUAAAAUUUGAUAAUAUCCAGGGAGAUGCAGUAAAAGACUUAAUGCUCCGCUUCCUAGGGGAGCAAGCUGCAGUGAAGAGACAAGUUCUAAAUGCCAACUCUGUUGAACAGUCAUUUGUAGGCUUGAAACAGCUAAUUAGCAGUAAAAAUUGGAGGGCAGCAGUUGAUUUAUGUGGACGUCUGUUAACUGCUCAUGGUCAAGGCUAUAAAAAAAGUGGACUACCUACAAACCAUACAACAGAUUCCUUGCAGCUGUGGUUUGUGAGACUAGCACUGCUCGUAAAACUGAAUCUCUUCCAAAAUGCAGAAAUGGAAUUUGAACCAUUUGGAAACUUAGACCAGCCUGAUCUUUAUUAUGAGUAUUACCCUCAUGUGUACCCUGGACGAAAAGGUUCCAUGGUUCCUUUCUCGAUGCGGAUUUUACAUGCUGAACUUCCUCAGUACCUCGGUAAUCCUCAGGAAUCACUUGAUAGACUGCACAGUAUGAAGAUAAUCUGCACCAAGAUAUUAGAAAAUUUGGAACAAGGCUUAGCUGAAGAUGGAAGUAUGACUAACAUUACACAGGAGAACAGACAAGCCUCUGUUCAGCUGUGGAGGUCACGUCUGGGCCGGGUGAUGUACUCCAUGGCAAACUGUCUGCUAAUGAUGAAGGACUACGUGCUUGCUGUCGAUGCUUAUCACACUGUCAUCAAAUAUUACCCACAGCAAGAGCCUCAGAUGUUGAGUGGAAUUGGAAGGAUUUUCCUUCAGAUUGGAGACAUAAAAACUGCAGAAAAGUAUUUUCAGGAUGUUGAGAAAGUGACUCACAAAUUGGAUGGACUACAGAGCCAAAUUAUGGUUUUAAUGAACAGAGCAUUUCUCCACCUCGGUCAGAAUAAUUUUGCAGAAGCUCAUCGAUUUUUCACAGAAAUUUUAAGGAUCGACUCAUCAAAUGCUGUGGCUAAUAACAAUGCUGCUGUUUGUCUUCUUUAUCUGGGAAAACUGAAGGAUUCCCUUCGCCAGUUGGAAGGAAUGGUUCAGCAGGACCCUAAACAUUACCUACACGAGAGCGUUCUCUUCAACUUAACAACCAUGUACGAGUUGGAGUCAUCUCGCAGUAUGCAGAAGAAGCAGGCUCUAUUAGAGGCUGUGGCUGUUAAAGAGGGUGACAGCUUUAAUACCCAGUGUCUCAAGUUAGGUUAGAUCAUUUCCAACUAAGUAUUUCCCUGCAGGGCUGAUUUUAAAAGUUGUAUAUACUCUUGCUACUGUGUAAAUGUGAAAUAAAAUAUAUUCAGUUAUAAAUACGCAAUGGCAUUAUUGUCUCUUAAUAAUCAUGUCAUUGUGAAGAUUUUGUGCUGACCUACAGCUAGCUUCAUCCCUACUUAGUUAUUCCUUGUUACAGUGCAUAUAUACAUACACUCAAUUACUCAGA